Messenger RNA from Syzygium oleosum, 4239 nucleotides. RefSeq names its product disease resistance protein RPV1-like. Gene Ontology annotation, biological process: defense response. The transcript has 6 exons. Bases 1 to 2754 code for a protein of 917 amino acids. The record is from RefSeq and is a predicted model, not a curated record. Gene Ontology annotation, molecular function: ADP binding. NCBI's taxonomy places the organism in Eukaryota, Viridiplantae, Streptophyta, Magnoliopsida, Myrtales, Myrtaceae.
AUGGGCGGGAUUGGCAAAACAACACUUGCCAAAAUCAUCUUCAACCAACUGUCUUCUCACUUCCGAGGCUGCAAUUUCCUUUCCGACAUCGGAGAGUCAUCACGACGUCAUGGUCUGGUACAUUUGCAAAAACAGUUACUAUCCAAGUUCCUCGAUUCUCAUUCUAACCUCGACCAAAUUCACGACGUGGAUGAUGGGAUCGACAUGAUUAAGAGAGUACUUUGCAAUAAAAAAGUUCUCAUUGUUCUUGACGACGUGGAUGAGAAAGAGCAACUCAAAAGAUUAGCAGAAAAGGGCAAUUGGUUUGGUUCCGGUAGUAGAAUUAUCAUAACUACUAGGGACCAAAGUGUCCUAAUGAUUGAGGGAGAAGCAACAGAUGAAGGCCCUGUAAAAAAGUUUGCAAAUGUUUGGACUUACGAAGCACAUGCAAUGGAAUUUGAUCAUGCUCUUAAGCUUUUUAGUAGGCAUGCUUUUAGAAGAGACUCUCCACCAUACCAUUAUGCCUCCCUUUCAAAAGCAAUUGUCACUACUUUGGGAAAGCUUCCAUUGGCUCUUGAGAUUACAGGUUCAUCCCUUAACGGUAAAUCCGAAAAAAUAUGGGUAGACACAUUGAAGAAGCUAGAAGAAGCUCCUCCCAUGGGAGUCCAAAAAAAAUUGAUGGUAUCUUAUGAAAGGUUAGAUCAUGCACAAAAGCAAGUAUUUCUAGAUAUAGCUUGUUUUUUUGUUGGUCGGGACAAAACAUACCCUCUGUACAUGUGGGAUGAAUGUGGAUAUCACCCCCACGAUUCCCUUGAAGUCCUCUCUCUCAUGUCCUUGAUAAAAAUCAAAGACAACAAUACUUUCUGGAUGCAUGAUCAAGUGCAGGACCUCGGAAAGGAGAUUGUCCGUCAAGAGAAUUUCAACGAUCCCCGCAAGCGUAGCAGAGUGUGGAAUCAUAUGGAAGCCCUGAGCAUUCUGCAGCUGAAAGAGGGAAGUCGGAAAAUAGAAGCACUAUCUGUAGGAUAUCAUGGAAAUGAAGACGUUAUUCUAAAGCAUGAUGAAUUUGCUAAUUUGCGGAACCUGAGAUGGAUUUCUUGGCAAAGUUGCCCUCCCAAGUUUGAGGCAACAAACUUUCAUCUGACUAAUUUAGUCAUUCUUGACCUUUCACGGGGCCAUAUUUCUGAGGAAUGGAUUGGCUGGAACCAAAUCAAAGAGGCCAGAAAACUAAAAGUACUAGAUCUCAGCUACUGCUACCACUUAAGGAGAACACCUGAUUUAUCUACGUGGGUAUCCUUGGAGAGAUUGGUUUUUAAAGGUUGUUCCAACUUAAUUGAAAUUAACUCGUCCAUUGGUAAAUUAAAGCUCCUAACUUCUUUGAACUUGGGGGGAUGUCAGUCUCUUCGAGAGUUGCCUAAAGAAAUAGGAAGUCUACAAGCUUUGAUAGAGAUUGUCAUGCCUAAUACGCUACAUGAACUUCCGGAGACGUUUGGUAAUUUGCAGUCACUGUUGACCCUCGAUGUAUCAUAUAGGCAGAUCAACAAAUUGACAUACUCGAUUGGAGAGCUGGUGAAACUUACGCGGUUGGAUUUAUCUAGCAUAUACAUAAAGGAACUUCCAGAUUCGAUUGGGAAAUUACAAUCAUUAGUUGAGUUGGAUUUGUCGCGGACGAGAAUUUGUCACCUACCCGAUUCAAUCGGCAAUCUAAAGCAACUAAAGGUACUAAGGAUGAGAGGCAUAAGAGGGUUAACAAAAUUGCCAAGUGCGAUUGGGCUGGUGGAGAAGCUCGAAGAGUUAGAUGCAAGUGGCUGUUACAAUUUGAAAGGUGAAAUCUCCGAAGAAAUUGGGAGACUGUCCCGUUUGAGGAUCCUAGACUUGUCAGACACACGUAUAUUCGGAUUACCCAUCACGGUGAGUCACCUCUCUAAUCUCCAAAUACUUAAGCUAGAAGAAUGUCCUGAGCUGAAACAAUUGCCGGAGCUUCCCCCAAGUUUGACUUGGCUGAUAUGGAGCACUUCUGGUGUCUGGUGUUCCCCCACGAUAGCCUUCAUCGGUGGCGCUAGAAUUGGUGCCCUAUCUCAACAGGGAACACUUGUCACCACUCUUCCCACUAGCAUCAGUACCCUAUCUCAGCUUAAAUCACUAUCAUUGUCCUGCAAAAACGUGCAAUUCCUCCCCCGGCUCCCGUCUAGUUUAAGAGAGUUACGACUUCAAGAUCUGGCGACCACACGAUCACCGGAUUUUUCCAAUUUGCAAAACUUGUCAUUCUUGGAAUUCUAUGAAUGUUCGCUAAAACUCUCGAGUAUAUUUGAUGCGGAGUCGGAGGAACUCCGUGUGGAGCUCUGUAAGCUUAGAAAAGAGGACUCACCGUUGCAGCCGGAAAUGAAAAGAUUGAGAUUAUUAAAGAUGGAUGCUUGUGCGUUCCUUCCAGAAGUACUUGAUCUGUCGCGCAUGAAGAAUCUAUCCGAGGUAAGUCUGACACGUUGCCGUUCAUUAGUCGAGAUUCGUGGCCUUGAAGAAUUGGGAUCCCUUGGCUCCCUAUCAGUUGCCUUUUGCCGUUCCAUGGAGAGGAUGUCAGACCUAUCGAAAUUGAAAGAGCUACGGAAGCUCGAGGUAACAAAUUGUUGGAACCUAAAAAGCGUACAAGGUCUAAACCACUUGGGACCUUUAAAGGAGCGGAGAAUGUUUGGUAAUGGAGAGUUUGGAGGUGAUACCUCAAACGCUGCCGCCGCGUCCGCCGUCAUGCACAAAAUUCCCAUUGGCGGCUCCGAUUCCUAGAUUCGCUGCAUUCUUUGGCGGGUCGCCGCGGCCUCCACCCUUGCUUCCGCCUCCGCCAUCGCCUCUGGGAGCCCCAUCGGCAGCUAGUUGGAAUAUGGCAACACCAAGUUUCGCACCAUAACUUGCAAGUGGUAAUUCUAAAUUGCACACCAAAUGCUUGCGCAAUUGCCUCUUUCCCUGUUCGAAUCUGGAUAUGAAGUUUUGUUACAGUGGUUUGAUGGGUGAAGUUUCUGGUGUUGAGCUAAAUGGGCAUACUGUGCGAAUGGACAUCUUAGUUUUGAUUUGGUGUGCAAACGGUGGUAAAAACCCCACAUUUCAAGAGAAGUUUGUGUUCACGCUCGUUGAAGGGCAUAGGGAGUUGAAUCUUGCGGUGUGGAACGGCAAUAUCCUCACUUUGGGCAUCUAAAGUAAUGGAGUCUUUACAUAUUCCCAAGGGUGUGAGAUGGGUGUUGUUAAGAACCCUACAUACUGCCAGAUGGCUUAUGUACAAAAAAGAGUUCGACACGAGCCAUGUGGAAUUCGUGAGAGAUGGAGCAAAAUGGUUGGUAGAGAACAUAGAAAUUAAACUUGGUAGGAUUCGUCCCUUUUUCCUAUUCUGAUGCAAUCUUAGUGAGAAAGCUCUUUUUCUCUUUUCUUUUUUUCUUUUUUGUUUGUGUGUGUUUGGUGGUUUGCUUCAUUUUCAUCUUAUCGUCACCUUUUACCAAGACUCACUGAUUUAUAGUGCACUUCAUGAUGUUUCCUAAUCGUGACCCACAAACCAUGUUAGGAUAUAUUUCUGUUAGGUAGCUACCUUUUCUUUUACCACCAAUUUUUACUUGCAGCUUCACUACAAGCAAAUGUUAUUUUUCUUAGGCAUGGCAACAAAAGCAUACUUUCAUCUUAUUUGAUUUUCUCCUUGAUGACUCAUGAGUCGCAGUAUGGUGCUAUAAUAACUGUCAACAUGAACACAUGAUAUUUAGUUGAUCUCUAAAGGCAUUGGUGUGUAAGAAAAUGCUCAAGCAUAUGUUGCUAUCAAGCUUUUGAGCACUAUGCAGGUUCGUUUUUUGUUAAACCUACCUCUUGAGAAAUAGUGCAACUUGAUCAUCUAUUUUUCUUCUUCUUCUGCAACUUGUAGAUUAUUACAUGUUUGAGAUUGAGAUGCAAUCUUGCAUGACGCAGUCUGUGCUAUUCAAUGCAUGAAUUGAUUACCUGUCUGUUACCGCAUAUGAUGAUUUGAUUGCAUUCCAUCUUAUCUUCCUUGAAAGCUGGGUAAGAAAUUGAUUUGACGUAUGACAAACUUCCCCAUCAAAAUUAAGAAUGACCAUGUUGCAUUGCUGAAUUGCCUGGAUUUCACAUCGCUGCAUUCUCAUAUGAAGUCUAGGCUCAAGAAAUUGACACUACGGUAAAGCUACAAGAAAUUGUUCUUGUUGAGAGCUUGAAACUCGAAGAUGUACCCGUGGGAGUGUAUACAGUCCAUGUCUGCCUUUGAGAUUGCUUGGUGCAAAA